AUGUCCCAAGACACCUCCCUCGCAGACACAACCCUCAUCAAGGAGGAAACGCACGCUUUGAAAGCACGUCCACCAGUGACUCCACCAGCAAACGCCAUCCGUGACAACCUGAAAUCGCUGGUCGCAGGUGGUGUCGGUGGUGUCUGUGCUGUGCUAACGGGCCACCCGUUCGAUCUAAUCAAAGUGAGAUGUCAGAGUGGACAGGCAAGUUCCACCAUUCACGCCAUUAAAAUCAUCUUGAAGGAUGCAAGAGCCAUCCCGACUUCAAACAUGCUGGUCAACUCCGUCAAGGGGUUCUACAAGGGUGUCAUUCCACCAUUGCUCGGUGUCACCCCAAUCUUCGCCGUGUCUUUCUGGGGGUACGAUGUCGGGAAGAAAAUAGUCACUCGCAGUGACUCUUCUAGCGCACAAUUGACAAUGGGUCAGAUGGCCGCAGCUGGGUUCAUUAGUGCCAUCCCAACUACAUUGGUGACGGCCCCCACGGAGAGAAUCAAAGUGGUGUUGCAAACCGCGGGUGCUAAUUCAAAGACUAGUUUUAUUGGGGCCGCAAAGAAUAUUGUCAAGGAUGGUGGUGUGAAAUCCUUGUUUAAGGGUUCUCUGGCGACUUUGGCUAGAGAUGGACCAGGUAGUGCCUUAUAUUUUGCCUCAUAUGAGAUCUCAAAGAAAUUCCUGAAUGAUAGGAACGCCACCGCUGAGAGUAAGACUGGGGAGGUUAAUAUCGCUAACGUUUGUCUGGCUGGUGGGAUCGCAGGGAUGUCCAUGUGGCUUGUCGUGUUCCCCAUCGAUACCAUCAAGACAAAAUUACAAUCCUCUUCAGGAAGUCAAUCUAUGGUUGCUGCCACGAGAGAAAUUUAUGUCAAGAGAGGAGGUAUUAAGGGGUUUUUCCCAGGGUUGGGACCUGCAUUGUUAAGAUCAUUCCCUGCUAAUGCUGCUACUUUCUUGGGUGUGGAAUUGACUCACUCUUUGUUUAAGAAAUAUAACAUUUAA
Molecule: messenger RNA, 987 nt
Organism: Naumovozyma castellii
Lineage: Eukaryota; Fungi; Ascomycota; Saccharomycetes; Saccharomycetales; Saccharomycetaceae
Gene: CRC1
Product: carnitine:acyl carnitine antiporter
Exons: 1
Coding region: 1-987 (328 amino acids)
Source: RefSeq, a predicted model, not a curated record